UGAGACAUAUCGUGAAAUUGUGAUUAAGAGUUUAUUGUUUUAACGUCGACCUUUCUCGAACAUAAUAACAUCGACCCUUACCCAUCUGCGUCAUAUUAUCGGGAACCGAUUUAUUUGCUGAUCAAGAUUUCGAUAAGGCGAAGUGAAUGCUUACAAAGUGGACGAUAGUUUGAACCAUUAAGUUAACUAAUUGACUUGACUGAUGUAAAUGAAGAACACAGGCUCUAAUGUUCCUGACUGUCUCGUGAAGCCAGGGAAGCCUAUUAUCGAUAGCUUCAAUUCUCAAAUUUAAUUUUUGAGUAUUUUGAUAAUUUUUCGAGGCUUUCGGAGGGAAGCAUUGAACUUGCAACCCCCGAAACAGAAUUUUUGUGUGUUCUGUUACCAAAAAUGAAUUUGAAAAACAAUUUCGCCUGUGGUUUGACUAUUUGGUUACUUGUCAUCGUCAUAGGCGACAGUAACAGCCAAUUCAUUAACACAACGGACGUGAUUUCAAGUAAUCCCAAUCCCUACACUUCUCAGUUAGGAAUUCAGCGCGUACUAUCAAGACGGAAACGAUAUCUGCUCUUUCCACCUGGAGCUGCUUUUGUGGCUACAAUGUCUUUUGCCAAGGCACUGGCAACCGAUUAUCCCAGAGGUGUCAAUUUCGUGGUUGAAACAGAUUUCUAUUAUCCCAUGUACUCAUCGAUUUCGGAUUUGUUUCCGAAGGAUAAGAAACCACCUGCAACUACAACUACGGCUGCUCCGACAACACCUGUACCAUUACCAAUGAAUCCGAAAUUUGAUUCAUUUCCGGGAAAUUAUUACGACCCGAGUAGUGUUUGGGAGAGAACGGAUUCAAAUAAAUAUCGCAAAGAAUACAUUCCGCUCAGUCCGAACUACAUGUACUGGAAAGCACCGAAACCGUUCUAUAAGCCACGAUACCAAUCUUAUACAAAUUACGUUCCGAAACCAAUUUACAAUUCACCUGGGAAGUAUACGAAUAAAUACCGAGAUCUGAACUGGAGACAGCGUGAAUUAUAUAGAAGUCGACGAGAUUUGUACAGUCAUAUCGAAGCAGCGGCAGAAAAGCAUGGAUUCCAAAUAAAGACAUGCAUUCAUCGUAUGAUCUGCGAGGGACGUUACUAUCUGCUACCGCCGGGAGUGUCAUUCUUUCAAGAUGUACUUCGUAUAUUAUUAACAUUGCCAUUGACCAAUGAUGAAGACGAUGGGUAUGGUAAGGCAAUGCAGGCCACCGAAGACGAAUGUCUUUCGACCUAUAGUGAACAAUGUCCAUACAGCAUUGUUGGAUACAUUUUGCACAGUCAAUCAGAUCCAAAUAAAACCACAAUCAUGCAUCUCCACAAAAAUCGUCAACACAUAGCUAUACUCAUACUGACACUGAUCUCAAUAGAUUAUCAUGAAUGUGCCACAACAGCUCCAUCGGAUUGUGUAACUCUGUCCAAUAAAUUACGUUUCCAAAAGAUUUAUUCGCGUAAAAAACGAUAUGUGGUAUUUCCACCUGGUUCAGCCGUUAUUGUGACGCCAUCCGUUCUCAAAGCUCUAACACCAGUAAGACCCAGUGGAAUUAAUCUGGUUUUGGAGGUUGAUUUUUCGUAUCCAUUGCAAACUUCUAUUGCAGAAUGGUACCCGAAGGAAGAGGCAGAACCGAAAAUCGAUGAGGAAGACAUAGAAUAUGAAUCAGAACCAUCACCAUACCCGUCACCUUAUCCAAAUAUUGAAAAGAAUCAACUUAUGCAACAAUACGUAUUGCAUAGGAAUCGUAGAGACAUUAUUGGACACAUUGAGCGUGUAGCAUCAGACAAUGGACUUGAUAUUAAGAGUUGCCUUCUUCGAGUUAUUUGUGAAGCGAAUCAUUAUCUUCUACCGCAAGGACAAUCAUUUUUUCAGGACGUCUUGCGAAUCCUGUUUACCACUACCUAUAAGGACAACGUACCUGAUGAAUACACCAAUGCUAUGAAAAUAUCGGAAGAUGAUUGUGCCAAAGUGUAUGGUACCCAAUGUCGUUACAGUAUCUUAGGGUUUUUGUUGGAAAAUUCUAAAUAAAUGGAAAAUGACUGUUUGUGACUAUUAAAAA
Bradysia coprophila is the source of this 2074-nucleotide messenger RNA. RefSeq lists its product as uncharacterized. The record is from RefSeq and is a predicted model, not a curated record. Lineage: Eukaryota; Metazoa; Arthropoda; Insecta; Diptera; Sciaridae.